Molecule: messenger RNA, 1401 nt
Organism: Juglans regia (Persian walnut)
Lineage: Eukaryota; Viridiplantae; Streptophyta; Magnoliopsida; Fagales; Juglandaceae
Product: protein NEOXANTHIN-DEFICIENT 1-like
Exons: 11
Coding region: 402-1307 (301 amino acids)
Source: RefSeq, a predicted model, not a curated record
AAGAACAUGUUUUUGCCCUUCUGGAAAUUGUGAGCGAUAAAAUCUUAUCCGCUUCUAAGGCCACUGUCUAUUUAUGUAUCAACUAUAAAGCAAGCAAACCCAUCUCUGUGGGUGUCUCUCCCCUGUUUGAGUGCCCUUUGGCCUUCCCGUGUACACUCACUCUAACUCGAUCUCUUCCAUUAUUUCCGGGCAAAGUUCUCUUCUGGGUUUCAUUUUUUCUUCAAAUUCUGGCGAAAACCUACUUGUUCUUGUUCUCUGAAACUAAAUUGCGAGUGCGAGUUUGUUGGGUGCAGCCAUGGCUUUGUUUUGUUCAUUUUUGCAAGGCAUCCUUUGAUGGAGCACAAAUCACUUGAAUUCGGUAUCUCCUACUUUUGCUUUCUUGGAUUUUAGUUUUUCAAAGUAUGUCUGAGGUCAUGGACGUGGGAGAAAUUAAAUGUUCCUCAGGCUACGGAAAGCCCCCGUGGAUAUUCAAAGGCAGUGCCUUGUACCAACUCCAUCUCGUGAAGGCAGAAACUGCUCGAGCAUGCAUCCCGAAAGAGUUCAGAUUAGUUGAAGCUUUUGGGUACACUCUUGGUGGCUUCUUUCUUGCCAGCUACGAUGACAGUCCAGCCGGAGUCUUUGACGAGCUUGUUGUGAUUGCGGGGCUUGCAUGGAACCCACCAACAUCCUGCGCCAGAUGGGCUGCUAAGGUGCUUGUGAACAGCAAUGAGGCUUGUGAUCAUGGAAGAAAGGAAGUUGGGCUUCCAAGUCAGAUUGCCAGGUUUUCGAAGCAGAGUAUCACGGCAAUGACAGCGCAACCAAAGAAUAAAGACAUUGGUAUUUUAAACGCGAUUGGUAUGGGUGCUACUUUCAAUAGUCCAAGAGACCAUAUGAAUGUUCAAGUGACCGAAUGGGAUGAUCUUGAUACAAAAGAUACCUGUAAUAUCAACCUCACAACUGUUGUGCCUGCAUUGAAUGAAAAGUGGAUGGGGCCGGCCGUCAAAAUUUCACUUCCAAGUUAUAGUGGCCAUACAGAGCAUAAUCCCAACCUUCUCAAGUACUCUUGCCAGAUUGAGUGCAGGGUGAGAGCAGUGAAGCCAGCAGUAGUAUCAGGCCCAAGUCCUAUACUGUAUCAUGACAGAGUGCAUUAUUCAGAUCAACGUAGAUGCAAUACCAUGGACUCUACAGCUAAGGAGCACAUAGAUAAUGGAAAAAAUCUCAUCAUGUCUGUGAUGUUGUCAAAACCCAUAUUGGCUUUGGAGUUCAAUUGUUUAAAAAUGCAGGUAGAAGCUCCAACUGUCGUUUCCCCUUCCUCUAGGAGUUCUUAAGAAUGCAGAAAGUAUAUUACUGUGCUGUAAUGACAUUAAAGAAUACAUAAUUAAUGAAGUUCAUUUCCCUAAAUUGCCUUCAGUUAUUAUUUCU